AGAUACUGUAUUGCUUUGUUUAUGUCGUUUUCCAGAGCUGCUGCAUAUGUGUAAAGCAGGCCCCGCGGGUCCUGGCCUGAGUAACGGGCCAAAACUCACCAAGCGCUCAAGAGAUAGGUUCUGAUACUCAAGCAAUUCAAUGUGAUAGUAAGAAAUGGAUCCUGCCGCGUCGCGCAGGACUUUGCCGAGUUGCCGUCGCGGGGCUGCCGUGGCGCUCGUGCUGCUGCUGGUGCCUACUGGUGCACAGUACUGCAGCGGAGGAGUCUGGGUUGGCGGCGGCACCCCGACCUCGCUCUACGCGGCUCGACAUCCCUCGAAGGCAGCAUUUUGGGCGCGCCGCAGUACACAGCGGGCGGCCCCUGCCUUGCGGGCAGUGCCGUUCUUUUCUCCGCCACCUUCGUUACGUCAGCCCUCCCCAGCACACCAGCGUGCGCGCCCGGGGCGCAGCUCUCCUCGCCGCAGCCUCCCGCCUACGGCUCUCCCCUGCGCCGGCGGCCGCACCGUCUGCGAACCACUUCCAAGGGCUCCGCUGCCUUUGUGGCAGGAGCCCACACCGCCCGCAGCCGUGGGAGUGGGGUUUGCGGGCACCACUGCGGAGCACACGCAUUCCGCCGGGCAGCACGCGGGUUAUGGAGCUGAGGCCGGGAAACGGUGUUGUCUGCUCUCGGCGGGUGCGGCUGCAGGAUCCGUGCCCCGGCCUGCCGUCCGUAAUUCGGCGCAGGUCGCUGUGUCGCAAGCGCGCAGGCGCAUGCCCGCAGCUAGCUGCCGGUACCAGCGACAUGGAAGCGAAGGAGGUGCAGCUGGAGGAGGUGGGCCAGGAGGCGCCUGCGCCGCAGCUAAGCCUCGGCCGACUGCUGCAGACGGAGCCGCAGCAGCCGCGCAAGCAGCAGCGCACUGGGUAUCCCGUUCUGCCACAGCUAGUCCGUGCUGCAGGCCGGAACAGCGACGGCGGCAGUAGCAAUGCCAGCCACAGCGGCGACGCGCGCACGACAAACGUGUCAGGGGCGGCCACAAGCGGCAGCAGCGCGGGCAACAGCAACAACAGCAGCGGCAGCGGCUGCCGGCUCUGAUGCCGCUUCCGCCACCGGCACCGCAUCCAGUGCACGGAGGGUUCCACCGCCACGGCUUCGUUCCUGCCGGUCAGGGACCCCAGCAAGGCACCCGUGGCCGCCUUGGCGCCGCCGCAACGGCAAGAGUGCAGCUCUGCCUGACGCAGGGAGGAGGAGCCGGGGGAUGACGAUGUGGAUGUGCCUCUGCCGAGUGGUCGUGAGCUUACCAUGGCGAGCCCCCGGCUGCAGCCGCCCAACCCUGUUGCAGCAGCGCUGGGUGCAGCAUUCAAGAUCGAUGUCUGGGGAGCAGACGACUUGCAUGCACAGGAGCGGCCCCCGCCGUCGAGGGGUUUGGCAAAGUGCAGGAGCGUCAGCGGUGGCCACUUGUACAUGUGUAUGCGAAAGCAUCGCGUAAGGUAGGCGGCCAGAUACGGAGGCAGUGAUGGAAGGGGGCGGCGGCGGGGACCAGCGUGCGCUUUUUUGCGCACCGUAAAACCGGGCUAGGGAAAGGGCGCCGGUUUUGUUGGAAUGAGUCAUAUGGCCUUCGCGGCUCGCUUCAGCUCUAAGCCGAAAGCGCGAAAUGAACCAAAGUAUCACUGUAAACGACCUGCGCG
This is a messenger RNA of Chlamydomonas reinhardtii, 1663 nucleotides long. RefSeq lists its product as uncharacterized. NCBI's taxonomy places the organism in Eukaryota, Viridiplantae, Chlorophyta, Chlorophyceae, Chlamydomonadales, Chlamydomonadaceae. The transcript has a single exon. Bases 630 to 1070 code for a protein of 146 amino acids. The record is from RefSeq and is a predicted model, not a curated record.